Molecule: messenger RNA, 825 nt
Organism: Bactrocera dorsalis (oriental fruit fly)
Lineage: Eukaryota; Metazoa; Arthropoda; Insecta; Diptera; Tephritidae
Exons: 1
Coding region: 1-825 (274 amino acids)
Source: RefSeq, a predicted model, not a curated record
AUGAGUCUCGACGAAAGUCAAUUGGUUUCUGAAGGAGGGAACAUCUUAGAAAAUGCUACAACACAGCAUUUUGUACCACGACUAACGUUGCCACAGAUGCGAGAGGAUAAUAUUGAGGCAUAUUUUUAUUCUUUAAACUUUUGGUUCGAUGCAGCGGGCAUCGUGGCUGACAUAACAAAGUUUAAUAUCGUUUUGGCAAGCAUUCCUCCUUCAAAGUUAAUGGAACUGCGCACCAUAGUUGAUGCUGCUCCGCGUACGAAUAAAUACGGCUACAUUCGGACAAAACUGUUGGAAAAUUUUACGGAAAGCCAGCAGCGACGCCUGCAGCGUGUACUUCGCGAGAUGCCCCUGGGCGAACGGCGCCCAAGCGAUCUUUACAAUGAGAUGAAGCGCGCCGCGGGAACCACGUUAAGCGAGAGCAUUCUUCACGACUUAUGGAUCACUCGGUUACCUACAUAUACGCAAGAGGCAAUCAUUGCUACAAAUGUGCCAAUCGUCGAGAAGUUGAAAAUCGCCGAUUCCAUUACGGAGUCCAUUAAAUUCCGCCAAGGAGACUGCAGCGAAUUGUGCACCGUCCAACAAUCUACCGACCAAGAUUUGAGAGCCGAAAUAGCAGCGCUCAAACAACGACUCGACCAAGUCCUAAGCGACCACGGACAUCGAUUUCGGCCUAGAUCUAGAUCCAGGACCCCGGCAGGUACCCGUAACUCACACAGCAGCUCCAACGAAAUGUGCUGGUUUCACGCGAAAUUUGGUCGUAACGCCCGUAAAUGCAGACAGCCGUGCAAAAUGGCUCAUCCGCAGCCACCAACCGACUCAAAUUAG